GGAGCUCCUAGGGGUCGCUGUGACCCAGGAAAGUCUAGCCCACCUGCUUCCAAACUCUACUCUCCCCCAUCAUCCUUUGCGCUGCCGCCGCUUCCCUCUCUCUCCGUCUGCCUCCAUUGUCUGGAGCUCGGUCGGCGGCUCUCGACCAUGUCGUCCCACAAGACGUUCAAAAUCAAGCGGUUUCUCGCUAAGAAGCAAAAGCAGAACCGGCCUAUCCCGCAGUGGAUCCGCAUGAAAACUGGCAAUAAGAUCAGGUACAACUCCAAAAGGAGGCACUGGAGACGGACCAAGCUGGGCCUGUGAGAAGCAGCAGCGCCCCGAGCAACACGUCUCUCCCACCAUGCGCCUGCAACCUCGGAUGGCCCCUUCCCACAAGUCCAACACAGCUCUAUUUUCCGGGCUGAAUCCUGUCAUGGGUUCUGCUGGGUUCUUUUCUGGGAUUAAACCCAAGAGGGUUUUGGAAUGAUUAAAACUGAAUAAUGCAAAGCUUUGUGUUUAUCGUUCCGUAUCUUUUUCCUUCCGAGCCCGUCUGGAUCGCCUGCCAGCGGAGACGGGCUCAUUAAUAAAUAUGAGGUUGCUUACAGUCCAGUGAA
Hemicordylus capensis (graceful crag lizard) is the source of this 593-nucleotide messenger RNA. RefSeq names its product ribosomal protein L39 (gene RPL39). Lineage: Eukaryota; Metazoa; Chordata; Lepidosauria; Squamata; Cordylidae. Gene Ontology annotation, cellular component: ribosome; cytosolic large ribosomal subunit. The transcript has 3 exons. Gene Ontology annotation, molecular function: structural constituent of ribosome. The record is from RefSeq and is a predicted model, not a curated record. Gene Ontology annotation, biological process: translation. Bases 148 to 303 code for a protein of 51 amino acids.